Messenger RNA from Oreochromis aureus, 1061 nucleotides. RefSeq lists its product as uncharacterized. The transcript has 4 exons. NCBI's taxonomy places the organism in Eukaryota, Metazoa, Chordata, Actinopteri, Cichliformes, Cichlidae. The record is from RefSeq and is a predicted model, not a curated record. Gene Ontology annotation, cellular component: external side of plasma membrane. Bases 119 to 739 code for a protein of 206 amino acids. Gene Ontology annotation, biological process: T cell costimulation; cellular response to lipopolysaccharide; immune response.
AGCAUAAAAAGUAAUACUGCAUAUCAACUUGGUGUCUUUGGGCAGUUUGGGCAGACUGAAGAUACAUAACAGAGCUGGAGGUUGUUUUUUGGAAACAGAUACCAGCUCAAAGAAGAGGAUGCAGCAGGAGUAUGUAUCUCUCCAGUUGUUUAAUGAGAAGAUGAUCUGCAGGAUCCUGCUGCUCAUCAUCCUCACCUCAUGUAUCUCUGGAUCAUUUGUAGUCAAUGUGACACAGACCUCCUAUCAGGCAGAGGAGAACCACAACAUCACACUGGAGUGGACGUUCACCACCAAACCUGACAGAUCAACCAAAACUCUUUCCAUCAUUUGUUGCCUUAUAGCUUGCCAUGAACACUUUGUCCUCUAUCGUGUCAUUCAUGGUGUUGAGUUGUCAAAGUCUCGGGAUAAAAAGUUUUCAGGACGAGUCCAGAGUGACAAAGACGCCCUCAGAGAAGGACGAAUCAGACUUCAACUGUCCAGACUCAGGACUGAUGACUCGGGUCUGUACCUGUGUGAGGUCAACACUGAUUAUGGCUUCAGUUCUGCCAGAUGCAGAGUCAGUGUUUCUGGUGCUGAAAGUCGAAAUAAGAACUACUGGGAUCAAGUUAAAAUUGUUCUGGGAGUUUUAGAGAGUGCACUUUUAAUAGUUAGUGGCAUGAUAGUUUUGAUCAUUGUUGCUGUUCAGGGUCUUGUGCAGUCUUUUAGAAAACAUAAGAUAGGAGGUCCUCUUUUAAAAUGAACUACUUCAUCUGCUAUGUUUUAUGUUGCUGCUUUCAAUCUGAAUGUUUUCUGACAAAAAAAAACCAUACAAUUAAAGCCAACUAAAGAUGUUCUCUAUAAGGAAGUAUCGUAGAUUCUCUUCUUCAUGUUAGAUUAAAACCAAAAAUAUCUUUGUUUAAAUACAAGCUUUUGUAUAUUCAAAAAUUCACUGCACUUCUUUCACUAACGUUCAUUAUUGACUCCACGAUUUGUUCCAACUUCCAACUCAGCUUUCAGCAUUAGCUUCUCAGUGAGCACGCACAUUAUUAUUUAACUAAAAUAAAGAUGACUUGUUUACUGUG